Molecule: messenger RNA, 4520 nt
Organism: Tigriopus californicus
Lineage: Eukaryota; Metazoa; Arthropoda; Copepoda; Harpacticoida; Harpacticidae
Product: double-stranded RNA-binding protein Staufen homolog
Exons: 13
Coding region: 187-3588 (1133 amino acids)
Source: RefSeq, a predicted model, not a curated record
CUGAUCUCGGCUUGAAUGUGAUUCUCCUCGACGUUUGUCGGUGGGCUCGCAACCUCGCAACCUCCCAACCUCCCCGGUGAUCCAGUGCUCAUAAUUUGUGCAUGGAUGUGAGUGAGUGAGUGUGAAAGAGAGAGCAUCAGUGGUUGAGUGUAGGUUUGUAGUGAUCCUACCAUUAGCAGCAUGUGAAUGAAAUGUCCAAUCCGUCGAAAAGUCGAUUCCAGCUCCAUGUGCUUCCAUUGCGAAGAAAGGUUAAGUGCUCACCGGGAAUCUUGGGACUAUCCAGCAGAACUUCUGAUUGGUAGCAGAAGUAUUUCCGCGACGAAAAAUAGUUGUGCUCAAGAGUCAUCCUAUGUCAUCAUGACGGCAGGGAAAGAUCAUGUGAUGUUGGAUCAAGAGGACAAUUUCCAGCAUAUUUUGAUGGCCACUGCUCCUCUGGGCACCACAAGGGGGCUGCCGAUGACGGCAGGCCCUUCCGUGGGCCCUGGGCCCAAUGUGCCAAUCUCUUUACGCCAUACCCAUAUGGCUCCGCCCCCGCCCAUGUCCUCUCAUCAUCAUCACCAUCACCAUACUUCAGUAGCGGCACCCAUCACAGUCAUGAUGAGUGUUCCGCCGCCGUCAACAGUGGCCAUGGGUGGGCCGCGGAUGGCCCCACCUCCUCCUCCCCCUCCCCCUGUGAUACAUCAACAUGGAUUGGCUAACGGCACCAUGGCAAUUCAUCAUCAUGGCACUAAUGUACAUCAGCAUCAUGCCCACCACCAUCAUCACCAUCAGCAACCGCAGCAGCAGCAACAACAGCAACAACAACAUCCCCAGCCUCCUCAUCAUCACCACCAUCACCACAAUCCACUUAGUUUAAAUGGUCUACCACAAGGGGCCCCACCUCUAAGCAGCACCGCCUCCACGGUUCCACCCUCUGUGACCAUGGGUGGUCCACCGUCCUUCAGCUCUCAUCAUGCGGCGGCUCCCCAAUUCCGCCGUCCACCCCCGACCCCACAACAGGGCACGCCCACCAAUGGCUUCUACCAAGUUCCUAUGACCUCUCACCAUUCGCACAACAUUCCCCUGACCUCCACCCCUUCCAGCCUGGUAACAAUGCCGCACCCACCUUCGACACACCCACAACAGCAAGCCUCUCCUUCGAUCUCAAUCGGCUCUCAGUCAUCGUCGUCAGCAAACAGCUGCAAAAAUAAAGAGAAAACGCCCAUGUGUUUGAUCAACGAGUUGGCGCGCUUCAACAAGACCAUUCAUCAGUACCGCCUCACGGAUGAGGCCGGUCCUGCUCAUAAAAAGACAUUUUCGGUCUGCUUGAAGUUGGGGGAAGAUGAGGAGUACCUUGCCUCUGGUCAAUCAAUCAAAAAGGCCCAACACGCGGCCGCAGCCAUUGCCUUGGAACGCACACAGCUCAAACAUCCUCCAGUCAAGACCAAAUCAGUCAAACAUGUGAAUGUCACUCCCACGGUGGAACUGAACGCAUUUGCCAUGAAACAGGGGGAGCAAGUGUCGUACAGCUUCAUCGAUCAGCCUAAAACCAAUUAUUCAAAAGCGCCCAUGAACCUAAAUUUCAGGGGAAUUUACACUCAAAGGUAUCAUAGUCAAAGUGGAAAGAAUACCAGCCCGCAGUUCAACGUUUGCUUGAAAGUGGGCUCUCGGGAAUUUUACGGCGAAGGUCCAACGGCCCAGAUGGCCAAGCACGUGGCAGCUGGAAAGGCCUUGAAAACGCUUAAGGAAUCUCGACAUUUUGACAGUGCCAUGUCACCUGUUUCCCAAAAUGGAAGUGUGACUAGUUUGGGUGGAACACGGCAUGUAGCUCUCAAUCCGGCCUCUCUUCCAUUCAUCCCCGGUUCAAGUCCCGGCGCGGCGGCUGUGGCUGCAGCAGCUGCAGCUGCCUCCGCGGCAGCUGCGGUGGUUUCCUCAUCCUCGACCGUUGUGUCAGUAGCCAGUUCUGUGAGUUCUUCCGUGGGUGGAUCCUCGGAGUUGGACGACUUGAAGUCCCCAAUUUCGCUGGUUCACGAGAGUGCGCUGAAAAGAAAUCUCACGGUGUCGUUUGAAGUGAUACAAGAAACUGGACCACCGCAUAUGAGAACCUUUAUUACCAAGUGCAUCGUCGGAGAUGUGGUCACCAGUGGCGAGGGAAACGGCAAAAAGGCAUCUAAGAAACGGGCAGCUGAGCUCAUGAUUGAUCAACUCAAGCAGUUGCCUCCAUUGGCAAGCUACCCUGCAGCCAAACCUAAAAAGCCUUCUCCAACCAAGAAGAAAUCUCGCAAUCUCAUCAAAGUGGAUCAAAAAGAAAACCCCGAAUACGGUGGCCUCACCAUCAACCCCAUCUCGAGAUUAAUUCAGAUCCAACAGGCCAAACGCGAGAAAGAGCCCGUUUACACGCUCGUGGCUGAAAGGGGCGUGCCUCGACGAAGAGAUUUCGUCAUGCAGGUCGCCGUUGGGAGCCAAGUGGCUCGUGGCAAUGGACCCAAUAAGAAGUUGGCGAAACGAGCUGCGGCCGAGAAUCUGCUGCAAACGAUGGGAUAUUCCCGACCACAGCCUCAACCGAGCAAACCUGCUCUCAAGAUGACAAAUUCAGGGGACUCGACCCACUCCCAUGAGAGCGUCUCCACCAACGGAUCCUCGGGCAAAGUCCGCAAGUUGACCUUUGUCGACGAGGUUCCCUCGACCGAACAAAAUGGAUGUGUAGAGGACGUGGAGGGCCCUCUCGUGGUGUCCCUUACCAAUGGAACCAGCACACCCGCCAACGGAAAGCAGUCAAAGGUGCCCGGGCUCAUUUAUUUGGAAAAGACAACGAGUUCGACGGCUUCGAUUUCGGCCACUUCAUCGGCGUCCUCCACGCUCUCUAUUGCGUCAUCCAAUGGCUCUUCUAUGAAUGGCACCAAAAGUCAGGAUUCCAAAUCCAGUGGGUAUAGCUCGUCCGGCUCAUCUUCGGUGACCACGCCCAUUGUAGUGUCUGCUUCAGUCCCAAUCCAUAAUCAAAAGAGCCAAGAUGACAGUCCCAAUGGCAAGAGCGCCCAUAAUCAACUCUCCACCAGUCAGAACAAAUCAGAAAUUAAUCAAAACGGAUGCAAGAUGAUCCAGGUCAAUCCCAAUGGCGUGGUCCAACCCAAGGAUCAACUGGCUUACUUGGCCAAGGUCCUGGGAGUGACGGUCACUUACCAGGACUUUCCAAAGAAGAAUAACAAGUCAGAAUUCUUUUCUUUGGUAUCCUUGUCCACGGAUCCUCCCCAGGUGUCGCACGGCACGGGCUCCAGUGUGGAGGAGAGUCACAAUGCGGCUGCGGCCCAAGCCAUGAUGGCUUUGGCCGAUUCCGGUGUUGAGUGUUCUGGGUCCCCGAGCUCAACCUCGGACAGCCCCCAAAAGAAGGCCAAUACCUCAGACAAGGCCAAAUCUGAUAGCUCCUCGCCCACGCCCAGUCCUGCGACUGUGUCGGUCAAAAAUGGCGUGACCACCGCCUCUCCGACCUCGUUGGGACGGACGCUGGUCUCCCUGAAUGCCAAGAAGAAAAAGGCGAAGGAGGAGAAAACUGACGUGGAAAUCAAGGAGAAGAACAGCUCUCCGCCAAUUGUCUCCGUGGCUUCAAAAUGAGUCCAGAUUAGGUGAAUACCUCGCAGUGUGGCCUCAUCUUAAAACAAGAAGCUGGAAUACCACCAGGGUGUGGUAAACUCUUGACAUUUAUGCUAGAUUCGAAUUUUUAGUUUUCAUCUUGUGCCAAGUUGUAAAUUUAGAAACAUAUCAAAGUGGCGUUUCUACCAUUUUUCAGUUUCAUAAGAUCAACACAAUCAGUGCUGGUGUCUCCAAUUUUAAGACAAAAACCAACUAAGAAAACAAACAUCAUCAUGUCCUCCUCAUUUUUCUUGAGAACCCUUAUAUCAGUUUUUGGUUUCUGUUCUCCCUCCCCAUCUCCUCCAUUCCCCCUUCUCAUGAUUUGUUUUCUUCCAAUCCGGACGUUUUUAUUCCGGUUGUAUUUUAUAGACGUAUCAAAUUCUAUAUACAUAUAAGAAUAUACCACAAUGUCUUUGGCAUUACGUAGUCAUUCAAAACCAUUGUACCAUAUUGUCGUUACCUUACCCAUUUCCCAAUUACUGCCGAAAAUGGUUUCCUUUUCUAAAACUAAUUUUCCCCCUGUUCAUACUUUUUUGCAACUUUAGAAGAAAAAGUCACUCCCUGUUUUAGUCAAAAAAGGAAAAAACCAUUUCACCUCAUUUCUCCCUCUCUUCACCCUGAUUUUUUGUUUGCUUUCAGUUAAGCUCUAAAAGCAAUGUUUAUUCAAUGUUGAUCAAUGUAUGAAAAACUAUUCUAGAAAAAAAUCUAUCCUUCAACCAUUAAAGCAAAUCCAAUCAUCUGUAACUCAUCAUAACUGUUGGCAAUGUCAUCUUAAAGCUAUUUUCAUGACUUUGCCCAUGGGACAAGUGCUGAUAUGGCUGUUUUUCUACCAUCGGUGCCAUGAUGAGUUGUUCGAUGUAUAUUCUCGAGAUGCAGACAAAAAAAAAUAUUUCAAUAAAGUUUUUAAGAAAUCA